AUGUUGACAUUUAAGAGAAGCUUCUCUAAAUGCCUAAAACUAUCUGAGCAACUGAAACCGUCUCUGCAUAAGGCGUACCAGGAGCUUUUCCAGCAGAAAUGUUUUGACCCGAUCAGAGACCAACUACCAGAGGAUCUGAAGGAUUUGGAUCCCUAUGAGGUCUCGUCCAAGAUUGGCGAGUCUCUUUCGCAACGUCCAAAAACAAGCUUUAAACAACAAGGUUUCAUUCACAAUGCAAUGAUCGAACAAUUGGCCGGUCACGAUUACAGUAUCGCCACCAUACAUUCUAAAAAGCUGCAAGAAAUUAACGAACCGUUGACCUCCAAAGCAUUGCUAGAGGUUAUUAAGAACAACCCAGGACGAGUGAACAGUUCGUGGGAACUUUUUGUGACAUAUAGUAAGAUAUUUGGAACUCUAUCACAAGAUAUUUUACUCGAGGUUUUGAACAAAGUGGUUUAUUUUGAUUCCGCUGAGAUUAACGAUGGCAAGAAAGCAUUGGACAUUUAUGACAUCACCCAUGCCAUCUACCUCUUAGACCAUAUUAGCGACCGCAACUUGAUAAAAAGGGGGUUGAUUGAUAAACUCACAAAGGACACCAUUGACUUGGAUGCUUCUUACAUUUUGCCAGCAUUGCUAAAUUUUGAUCCCUCUUUCGAUCUUUUCCUAGAAAAGUUAGACAAGUUAACACCAUAUCAACUGUACCUAAUCUAUCCAUACGUUCCGAAAGACCUGCUAAAAACCAAUAAAGAGCUACUGUAUGCAAUGUUGUCAAACAUCGGCGAAAAUAAAAUUAUCGACUUCACAGACGAGGAGACUGCGGCCUUCCAUAGUAUUGUUGAACAAUUUGAAAGUGUGAAAUUGAAACUGUCUGAUAACAGUUGGAAUCCGGAGAGUACUCUCAACAUGAAACCUGUUUCCACGGAAAGCGAAUUUGAUGAUCUGCUAGAUUUCAUUUCAAAAGAAGAUCUCCACAAAUCUGACAUUGGACUGGCUAAGAAGGUGUUGAGAUCGAUCGGUAUGUUCAGAAACGAUACCAAGUUAUUUAUGGAACUGUACCGCAUUUUACUGUCCUCGCAUUGCGGUAAGGAGGAAGAUAUAUUUUUUGAGGUCUUCUUAGCAAUGGCAUACCAGAGCUUUAAGACAGCAGAUAAGGCUUCUUGGGAGUUUGCUGAGGCUUUUGUCCCCGAGACAGCAUCAGAUGCUACCAGAGCUAAAAUUCUAACCGUCCAAAUCUUAGCCCUGUCCAAAUUCGACAUAGAUGAAUCGUUGAAAAUUUACAACGCUAAUAUCCAGCAACUUAGUAAGGAGAAGAACAAUAAGACGGAAACAUCGCCGAGCGAUAAUUUAACGGAAGCAUUGAUUCUUGGCUACUUGGCCAACAAAGACCUAGAUUUUGCAAGGGUGAUCUUGGAGGGGGCCACAGGUAGCAAGACAUUAUCUGGUUUGACCGCCGUCAAAAGCAUCAAGCAGGCGCUGUCAGAUUAUGGUGAGGCCGCAGAGAAUGGUGAAAUAGAUACCUUGAUGAACGAAAAAAUUCUACGCUACUUGGCUGGAAUGUAA
Huiozyma naganishii CBS 8797 is the source of this 1560-nucleotide messenger RNA. It is a transcript of the gene MRX12, whose product is annotated as Mrx12p. Bases 1 to 1560 code for a protein of 519 amino acids. The record is from RefSeq and is a predicted model, not a curated record. The transcript has a single exon. Lineage: Eukaryota; Fungi; Ascomycota; Saccharomycetes; Saccharomycetales; Saccharomycetaceae.